AUGUCCGUCCUGUGUGGGGCAGGGGAAACGCCCUGAAAAUCUAUCCCGCUAUUCGACACGUGGCUCGGGGAGAAAGCCAUUUCUCGAGGGCAGAUCCCUAGCUCGACUUGGCAAGCCAGACAGUUGUCACAUUCAAGGGAUUAUGCGAGCUAGCAGUAAUAUACAGGGAUAUCUCUCGAUCGGCAGAUUGGUUGGAACCCAUUGUAGGCUAGCAUGCCGUGGAUGUCUGGGGUAGGGGGCGAGAACUGGGGUGAAGUGACUGGGGCCCCACCUUCUGGAAAGGCGCUGCUGAAGAGGCUUGGUGGUUUGCUGGACGAGCCAUUUGAGUUCAGAGCCAAAGGACUUAUGGAGGGAGAUCUGCUAUCUUAACGACGUCUUCUCUUUCUUCAGUUGCGCUUGUUCCGUUGCUUAGCUAUUGUGUCUGAAAAGGUUUCUAUCAUGGCAGAUUUGAAGGUCGAGCAACAUCAAGUGAGGCAUUUGGUGCACAGCCACGCACACGAAGAAGAUAUUCCCGGCACAGUAAACCUGAGGGCCAUCGAGGGUGACGAUACAGCCUACGGACAAGCUCUUUUCCCUGUUCCAGCCGAUGAUCCGAAUGAUCCUCUACAAUGGCCGAAUUGGAAGAAGACGAUGAUUCUUGUCAUCUGUUCUCUUUAUUCUUUUUUGGGCAACUCUGCGUUACUUGGACCCGCAGUUUAUAUCGAGAUCUGGGCCGAGGAGUUCAAAGUCACGCCUGGCGUUUCGUCUGGUUUGAUCUCGUACGCAAAUCUUGCCUUUGGUUUUGGCUCACUUCUCCUCGUUCCGCUUUACUUGAAGAUCGGUAGACGACCUGUCAUGCUGCUAUCUAUGCUCUGUUUCUUAGCAGGUCUGAUAGGGGCUUCUCGAGCAACGAGCUUCAAUGGCUUGAUGGUCGCUCGUGUAUUCCACGGUCUCGGAUCCGGCGUCUGUGAAGCACUCCCUGUACAACUCGUCAAUGAUAUCUUCUUCCUUCACGAGCGUGGCAAUCGUCUAGGUUACUACACCGUCUGUCUCUGUCUUGGAGCUACUGGACCUCUCUACGCCGGAUACAUGCUCGCUGGAGGAUACUCAUGGCGUUUAUUCUUCUACGUCGAGAUCGCUUUUGCUGGUGCUCUAUUCGUCCUUGCCUUCUUGUUUGUGGAAGAGACGACAUAUCACCGCAAGCUACGAGUUUCUCAAGCUCCCAGUGCUGACGAGGUCUCGGAUGAAGGCAAAGGAGGAACGGUUGAGCAACGAGAAAGUCGCCCAGCUUAUAUCCCAGCUCGAAAAUCCUACUUGUCAACGCUCAAACCGUGGGGCAAGAUUGAUCAUGAUGCUCAAUUCUUCCUGACUAUGAUUCGGCCUUUUUCGUACUUUUUCGUUCCAGCUGUCUUCUGGGUCAUCAGCACUUAUGGUAUCUACAUUGGUCUCGGAGCUCUGGCCUUCAACUAUACAUUCCCUAUUAAAAUUGUCGCACCGCCUUACAAUUGGUCACAGACCAGUUCCGGCUUGAUUGCCGUUGGUAAUGCAGUCGGUUAUAUCCUCGCCAUCCCCUUGACCUUCACAUCCGAUCGUCUGGCAGCGUACCUCACACGGAAGAACAACGGCAUCCGAGAAGCCGAAAUGCGUCUCUGGGUUAUCUUCAUCCCCAUGCUCAUCGCCCCUGCUGGCCUGCUGCUCUACGCCUUGACCGCCCAACGCAACCUCCACUGGAUGGGCUACUUCGCUGGUGUUGCCAUGGUAAAUUGGAGCGCGUACUUCUACUUCAGUUUCACGCUGGCAUACGCAGUCGAUUCCUACACCGCUAAUACGUCGGAGAUGCUGAUUGCUAUGAAUCUGGGUAAGCAGGCAAUUAGCUUCGGCAUGGGUCUUUACCUACUGGAUUGGAUUCUGCAGAGAGGGUAUGCGGUGGUUAUUGGAGGCAUUUUCGUGGCGGUGCUGUUGGCGAAUAAUUUGGCGGUCUUCAUAUUUGUGUUCCUUGGGAAGAAGAUCAGGGUGUUGACGAGCAGGACUUGGUUGGGCCGCGUGCAUAGGAAGACUGCUGGACAGGUUAUGGCUGCUUGAGAGAACAGGGGUGAUGACUGCACGUUGGAUUUGGUUGUCUUGGUCAGAUUGACGGAUCCGCAAAUUGUUAAGAAGGGUAGAUCCCUUCGACUUCUCUGUUCCUUAUAAUUGAAAGCAUG
Mollisia scopiformis is the source of this 2180-nucleotide messenger RNA. Its product is annotated as MFS general substrate transporter. Gene Ontology annotation, biological process: transmembrane transport. Bases 439 to 2061 code for a protein of 540 amino acids. Gene Ontology annotation, molecular function: transmembrane transporter activity. The record is from RefSeq and is a predicted model, not a curated record. The transcript is spliced from 7 exons. Lineage: Eukaryota; Fungi; Ascomycota; Leotiomycetes; Helotiales; Mollisiaceae.